UGGCGUGACAGCGUGACUCAUGAGUGACUGAUGGUGUUCGGAACCUGCUCUUCUCUUCUGCGUCCACCCACCUCCUUUGACGUUCAGGAUACAUUUUCUGUUCAUAAAGAAGAAGUAUUAACGGAAAAUUUGAAAACAAAGAGUGCAUUUUUUUUAAAGAGCUUGUGACCACGCCUUAACUGUUGGGGGCUUGGGGUGAGCUGCACCAGCCCCCAAGUUGCCCUUCGUACAAGAUGGCGGCCCAUUUCAGCAGGUGGUGGUUACACUUUGUAAUCGAACUUCUGGACGAAAUGUGAGGUCAUUUCUAUAAAGAGGCAAAAGUCUUUUUGAGGAAUAACACCUCAGUUCUAUAAAGAGAAACUGCUCAGAGAGCUUGGUACUUCCGAUCUUGUAAACAAACUCCUAACAAAGGCUAACAAGAGCUGAGUUACAAUGAGUAGUGUUCGUGAGAUUCCAAAAGAUCUCGUGGCUUUUUUGGCCGAAGAAGGGAAGGAUUACUGUGUAACUCAUGGCAUUGUUAUGGUAGCGAAGGAUUGUUACCACAGGGUCGAACAUGCACCAUUCACUCUUCUCCCCUCUCCUUUUCCAAAGCGAUUGUUCACCCAGGCGAAAGAGGUGCAGAAAGACUUCAAUCUCUUAGUUCACAAAGUCAGUCAGGACCAUGAAUUCCUCAAGGAAGCUCUUCAGAGCACCAUAGAAGUGGAUGCAUUUACUGCCAAAAUAUUUGAAAUUUAUGAAACAACAAGAAAUGAAGGACUCUCACAGCCCAUCUCCCUGGGGAUUUUCCGGUCUGACUAUAUGUUGGAUGGUACAAGUGAUAAGCCAGAAGAUCUUGCAAUCAAGCAAGUUGAAAUCAACACAAUUGCAUCCUCAUUUGGUGGAUUGAGUUCACAGAUGGGAGGACUUCACAACUUCAUACUGGAUCUUCAGAAUGGACCUGACCCAAGUUACAAAAAAAAGCUCCCUGAGAAUACAUCAGCCUUAGGUCUGGCAACAGGCCUAGUUGAUGCUUGGAAACUUUAUGGAAAUGAAAGUGCAGUAGCAAUGAUGGUAGUAUCAGAUGGUGAGCGAAACAGAUUUGAUCAGAGAUGGGUGCAACACCUCAUGAGACAAGUCCAUCCUUCAGCUCAAAUGAUAAGAAAAACCUUCAAUGAUAUAAGCAGGACAGGACAACUAAAAGAUGAUAAAACACUGAUAGUAGAAGGACAUGAGAUUGCUGUGGUAUACUUCAGGUGUGGCUAUGACCCAGAUAAUUAUGAAUCAGGCAUGGAUUGGGAGGUAAGGUUAAUGCUGGAACGAUCAAAAGCUAUCAAAUGUCCAUCAGCUGCAAUUCAUCUUGCUGGUACAAAAAAAGUUCAACAAGUGUUGGCUUCACCAGGAAAACUUGAAAGGUUUAUAUCAGAUGAAGAGGUGUUCAACAGGAUACGAAGCACUUUCACAGGACUUUACACAUUGGAUGAGGGUGCGGAUGGAGACAAAACAGUGCAAAUGGCUAUAAAAGAUCCUGACAGAUUUGUCUUGAAGCCACAGCUGGAAGGAGGAGGUAACAACAUUUUUGGAGAAGACAUUGUGAAAACAUUGACAGAGACAGUUGAUGUCAAGGAACGUUCAAAGUUCAUUUUAAUGGACAAAAUUCAGCCUCCGAUCACACAGAACUACAUUGUACGUGCAGAACUGGCUGAACCUGUCCUAGCGGAUGUUCUAAGUGAGAUUGGAUGUUUUGGAAUACUUAUCAGUCGUGGUGACGAGGUUAUGGUGAACAGAGAAGUAGGACAUCUCAUGCGCACGAAAAGCACGGCACAUCAAGACGGAGGCGUCUCGUCAGGGCGAGCAAAUCUGGACAGCCCGGUUUUAGUUUGACUUCUAACCACGAAUUGGUAGCUUUAUAGUUUAUACAAGUAUUCGUAAGCAAUAAUGCAUUGUAUUCCCCGUUCUUCACAUACCAUUUGAUAUCAUACAAUAUCAAUCAGAAAUAUUUUUAUGGCAUGUGCUUUCAUCUUAACAGUAUCAAAACAAUUCUUUACCACGUACAUUUAAAUGUUUCAUGCCUUCCAUCUCAUCCAGCAUUUAAGGAAAAAUGUAUUAAGUCAGUUAGUGAGUCACUCCAGUAAUCAUAAAUCAAAUCAAUAUAGAUCAGUUAAUUCAUAAAUCCGUCAAUCAAACUAUCUAUUUAUCAGUCGGGCAAUUAAUUCAUCCAUCCAUCCAGCCAGAAGUUAAGCUUGAUUCCCGUCACUCUCUAUGGUCCGGUCCCGUGGCACUCGGGACGGGAGGAGCGCGGGCUCCAUUUUCCGAACAGCAGUUGGUGAUCAAGUCCUGCUUGUGGGACAUCUAGGAGUAGUUUCCAAAAAAGAUAGUAUGUGUAAUUAAUCUGACAGGUAUAUAAUGUUAUCCAAACAAAUAAGAUAGCAAGUAAUGCCAGGAGCCAUAAUCGGGGACGGAGACCGUAAGCGCGCGCCAUUUCUAGUAUUGGGGUUGU
This is a messenger RNA of Orbicella faveolata, 2476 nucleotides long. Its product is annotated as glutathione synthetase-like. Gene Ontology annotation, biological process: glutathione biosynthetic process. Lineage: Eukaryota; Metazoa; Cnidaria; Anthozoa; Scleractinia; Merulinidae. The record is from RefSeq and is a predicted model, not a curated record. Gene Ontology annotation, cellular component: cytosol. Gene Ontology annotation, molecular function: ATP binding; glutathione synthase activity; glutathione binding.